This is a messenger RNA of Trichosporon asahii var. asahii CBS 2479, 597 nucleotides long. RefSeq lists its product as uncharacterized. The transcript has a single exon. The coding region runs from base 1 to 597 and encodes 198 amino acids. NCBI's taxonomy places the organism in Eukaryota, Fungi, Basidiomycota, Tremellomycetes, Trichosporonales, Trichosporonaceae. The record is from RefSeq and is a predicted model, not a curated record.
AUGAUCCACUUCCCCGCCGAGGUCGUGAAGCAGCUCCCGUUCACGAAGUACACGAUGCUGGCGCAGAUGGCGGCCGAGCACGACGACAUGCUCCCGCUCCCGAUCCCCAAGGCUGCGCUCGCGCAGGCCCUCGAGCUGGCCGACUGCAUGCUCGAGUCGCCCAUCUUUGACGAGCCGACCAAGUCCCAGGUCGGCGCCUGGAAGGCGCUCCUCGUCGAGGAGGCCGGAGACUGGUACCGCACCAAGGAGGCCCUGGGCGAUGUGCCCAUGUACCGCGUCCUUCUCGGCAUGCAGGAGGAGAUCACCCAGCUCCGCCACCAGCUCACGAUGGCCCAGGGCCGUCUCGAUGCGCUCGACGAGGCCCGCUUCAACCACGCCCGCAAGGUUGUUGGUCUCCCGCCCAGCCGCUCGCGCCCGGGUUCGCCGCCCCACGCUCCCCACGCUCCCCGCUACGCUACCCCCGCCGCUAUCGACCGCCUUGGAAGCUAUGGUCUCCGCGACGCCCUCGAGGCGUACCUCGACGAGCAGCCUCCCGAGGAGGCCAGCAAGGAGAGCAUGCGCGCUGCCCUCAAGAUCUGCUGCGGCGUUGAUGCCUAA